Anisakis simplex (herring worm) is the source of this 225-nucleotide messenger RNA. Lineage: Eukaryota; Metazoa; Nematoda; Chromadorea; Rhabditida; Anisakidae. The record is from the annotation of a GenBank genome assembly.
ACCAAACUAUACGCUGCGCGAUCAACUGAAUGUAUUAUCAAAUUCGCUGAACAAAUGGGUAAAUUAGCAGCAUCGCGAAAGGAUACGGUAACGUUGAAAAUGAAAGAAGCUGCUGCAGGAUGCCUCGGAUUUUUGUCGUGUUUGGAUUUGUCUGAAGAAGUUUACGAGAGAAUUAUCAGUGAAUUGUAUGCGAUUGGAGAGGUGAAUAUUGCACAAUACAAAUAA